AUUAAUACGACACUGGUCGGACACAUUUUCAUAGUACGCGCGCUAAUAGUCAUUUCAUACCAUUAAAAUUCAUUCCACACGCAGCGUGAAGAAGUACCAGUUUAUUACACAGUAAUAUUAACGUAAUUGUAUCAUCAAUUGUAGUUUUAAUGAAUCAUGUCUAACCAAGGACGUGGUAAAAGUCGUGGACGUGGACGUGGCCAAGAUGAUAAAAGGCAAUAUUCUCGAGGACCUGGGUAUUCUCAGGGAUCUGGAUAUUCUCAGGGACCUGGUCCUUCUCAGUCAUCUCAGCCACCUCAGUCAUUUCAGCCAUCAACAAGCGAAUGGAGUCGAAAACCUGGACCUCCACAAACCUCUCAAACACCAUAUACGAGACCACAGUUGACUCAGAGUACCGGACGUGCUGUAGGACGUUUAGGUCCACGAGGUGAUAGUGGUCCUGGAUAUGCAGGAAAAAGUGAAAAAAUGGAUGUUGAUGAUCCAAGUAGUGGUACAAGCGGACAGGGAGAUGCUGGAGCAUUGGGAAGAGGAGCCAUGCGUGGACGACGACCACUUCCAGCAGAAAUACACACAAAACCAUCAACUUUAGUGUCCAAAAAAGGAACUACUGGAGCUAAAGUAAUGCUUCAGGCAAAUUAUUUCAAAUUACUUGCUACAACUGAUUGGUGUCUGUAUCAGUACAGAGUUGAUUUUUCUCCAGAAGAAGAUCGUACAAUUGUACGAAAAGGCUUACUUAGAUUGCAUAAAGAAACUUUAGGAGCGUAUAUUUUUGACGGAACAGUACUUUAUACAAGCCAUCGUAUACAAGAUGAACUAGAGCUCUGGUCUAAUAGACAAUCAGAUGACACAAAAAUCAGGAUCACUGUGCGUCUCGUUGGUGAUAUGACUAGAGGUGACCAACAUUAUAUUCAAUUCUUUAAUAUAAUAAUGAGAAAAUGUCUGGGCCUCUUGAAGCUUCAACUUGUUGGACGCGAUUUCUUUGAUGCGCGUAGCAAAGUGGAAGUUCGUGAUUUUCGGCUAGAGCUAUGGCCGGGAUAUUUGACUUCUAUAAGACAACAUGAAUCUGAUAUUCUUAUGUGUGCUGAAAUAACACAUAAAGUAAUGCGCCAGCAAACUUUAUUAGACAUAUUGAAUGAUUGUUACCAACUAAGUCGUCAUGAUUAUAAGAAAUCAUAUCAAGAUCAAGUUAUGGGCGUGGUUGUCCUCACGGAUUACAAUAACAACACAUAUCGUAUAACUGACAUAGAUUUUGAUGCAACUCCUAAUUCAACGUUUCAAUUAAAAAACGGAGAAAAUAUAUCAUAUAAAGAUUAUUACAGAAAUAAAUAUCAAAUUAAAAUUCGUAAUGAUUCACAACCAAUGCUGGUUUCAAGAUUAAAACCAAGAGAGCGUCGUGCAGGUCAAACAGAGUUGGUAUAUCUAGUUCCUGAAUUGUGUCGUGCAACAGGUUUAACUGACAAUAUGAGAGAGAAUUUCAAUUUGAUGCGUGCGUUAGCAGAACAUACUCGUGUAUCUCCUAAAUCACGUAUAGACAAAUUGAUGACAUUCAAUAGAAGACUCCGUUCAGAACCGGCAAUAGUACAAGAACUUAAUGAUUGGAAUCUAAAGCUUGAUGAAAGAUUGGUUGAAAUACCAUCGCGUAUACUACCACAGGAAAAGAUAGUAUUUGGUGGUGGUAGGCAGGCACCUGCUGGACAAUUCGCAGAUUGGACCAGAGAAGUCCAUAAUAAACAUUUGUUCAACGUGGUCAAGUUAAGCAAUUGGGUCGUAAUUUGUGUGAAUCGCGUAAGGCGUGAUGUUGAGAAAUUUGUGGGUAUCUUGCAAGAAGUGGCUAACGCAAUGGGAUGUCGAAUCGAGAGUCCCAGAUUCUGGGACAUUAACGAUGAUAGAUCAAAUACUUACACCGACACAUUAGAACGAAUAAUGAGUAGUUCUAAUCCAGAACUAGUAUAUUGCGUUGUUUCUAAUAAUAGAACCGACCGUUAUGGCGCUAUUAAGAAAAAAUGCACAGUCGACAGACCAGUACCAUCGCAAGUUUUUCUUGCAAAGAAUCUAACGAAAAAUACAAGAUCAAUCGCCACAAAGGUGGCAAUUCAAUUGGCGUGUAAAUUAGGCGGUGCUCCAUGGAGCGUUGAAUUACCACCAAUUAAUUUAAUGGUUGUUGGUUUUGAUGUGUGUCACGAUCCAACUGAUAAAAGUCGUGAUUAUGGUGCAAUGGUUGCAUCAUUAGAUAAAAAUUUAACAAGAUAUUUUAGUGCUGUAACCGCUCAUACGUCAGGAGAAGAACUGUCUAAUGAGUUCUCCGUAAACUUGGCUAAGGCUUUACACUGUUACAGACAAUUACAUCAAAAUUUACCAUCACAUAUUGUAAUUUACCGUGAUGGUGUAGGAGAUGGACAAAUACCUUAUGUUUACGAACAUGAGGUUGAACAAAUUAAAUCGAAACUAGCCGGUAUUUAUGGUGAUAUUUCUGUCGUAAAGAUGGCAUUCGUAAUAGUUACGAAACGCAUUAAUACUCGGGUAUUUUACAAUCAAAAUAAUCCUCCGCCAGGUACAAUAAUAGAUGAUCGAAUUACUAAUCCUAUGAAAUACGAUUUUUACAUCAUAUCUCAAAGCGUAAGACAAGGCACAGUAUCUCCAUGCGCGUAUAAUGUAAUCGCGGAUACGACUGGAUGGAGAGCAGAUCAGCUGCAAAGAAUAACGUACAAAUUAACUCAUAUGUAUUACAAUUGGUGUGGUACCGUACGAGUACCCGCACCUUGUCAAUAUGCUCAUAAAUUAGCGUUUUUGGUAUCCCAAUUUAUACGUCGUCCGCCAAGUACUCAAAUGCAAAAUCUUUUAUAUUAUUUGUAACUUUUUCGCGACAUUCUAUUUGGUUAUUAGUUGGACGUGGAUGACUGAAAGAGAUACUUAUUAAGUGAUAGUUUUAAGAAAUGUAUAUGUUAUUAAAAAUACAUAGAAUAUAGUUAUAAAAGUUCCUAUUUGCUGAAACAUGCAUUAAUGUGAUGACUCGAAGGUACUAAU
Nomia melanderi (Alkali bee) is the source of this 3024-nucleotide messenger RNA. It is a transcript of the gene aub, whose product is annotated as aubergine. The record is from RefSeq and is a predicted model, not a curated record. NCBI's taxonomy places the organism in Eukaryota, Metazoa, Arthropoda, Insecta, Hymenoptera, Halictidae. Gene Ontology annotation, molecular function: protein binding; RNA binding.